AUGGUGGACGCGUGGUGGCCGCUGCUCGCCGCGGCCGUCCCAGCCAUCGUGGCCGGCCAGGCCAUCCGCGUGAAGCGGCGGCGCGACGAGGAGCAGCGCCUCAAGGCGGCGCGGGGGCGCGAGAAGAGCUCCGACGAGGUCUUCGUCUGCGAGCGCGUCUGCACCUCCAAGCGGAUGCUCAAGAAGGUGGGCGCCUUCUCCAAGGACCCCAUCCCGGACACCUGCGUCACCGUCUGCGGCGUCUCCGAGCUCGACGCCUGCGCCGACGCCUGCGGGCGCACCGUCUGCGUCAACCAGCACCAGGUGCCCAACUGGAACGACGUCUGCCUCAAGCGCUGCCAGAGCGAGUGCCUCAAGCUCUCCUCCACCGUCAUGUAG
This is a messenger RNA of Triticum turgidum subsp. durum (durum wheat), 378 nucleotides long. Lineage: Eukaryota; Viridiplantae; Streptophyta; Magnoliopsida; Poales; Poaceae. The record is from the annotation of a GenBank genome assembly.